AUGGUGGCGCAAACUGAGAAAGCUGAUAUGGAGGUGGCGUCGGUAGGGAUGGUGGCGGCGCGACCUCCUGCUGCUGGGUGCGACCUUCCUCUGCUGCUGCGAUGGUGGCGUGGCGUGGCGCCUGUCGGGGAUGGUGGCGUGGCGCCGGUCAGGGACAGUGGGGAUGGGCGCCGAUGGGGGUUUAUAUUUAUCGUGGUUGUGCCUCGUGGCACGGCAACACCCGUACUAUUGAAAUGGUUCGUCAGUAGAGAUGUUCCCACAGGUGCUCUUUUUUCCAAUGGUACUAUAAUUCCUAUUCCUAUCCCUUCAUUCCCUCUUUUGGUCUAUCUACAUUCCAGGAAAUUCAUACGCUCCGCGGACGGAGCAAAAAGUGGAAUCUUGCACGCGAUAGGUCAACGAAGCCUGAGCGGGCGCAGAGAAGGAAAGGCCAAACACUUCGGCCUAACGGGAAUGAGCAACGACGAAAUGAGAAGAUGA
Molecule: messenger RNA, 477 nt
Organism: Solanum stenotomum
Lineage: Eukaryota; Viridiplantae; Streptophyta; Magnoliopsida; Solanales; Solanaceae
Exons: 3
Coding region: 1-477 (158 amino acids)
Biological process (GO): cytochrome complex assembly
Source: RefSeq, a predicted model, not a curated record